Molecule: messenger RNA, 733 nt
Organism: Clupea harengus (Atlantic herring)
Lineage: Eukaryota; Metazoa; Chordata; Actinopteri; Clupeiformes; Clupeidae
Product: ladderlectin-like
Exons: 5
Coding region: 45-518 (157 amino acids)
Source: RefSeq, a predicted model, not a curated record
UAUUUGAAAGUUAUUUAAUAUUGUCUCUUGCUUUGGCCAGCAACAUGAUAAAAAAAGCCAGCUUUUUUCUCCUCUCUGCUCUCCUUAUCUGCUGUGGAGCAGAAGACACAGAGGGCUUAGAGCAGGAGGCUGAAGUGCGCUGUCCUCACACUUGCCCUCAGUUCUGGACUCGUAAUGGUACCCGCUGUUUCAAGUUUGUCUCCAAAGCAAGAUCUUGGGCCGAAUCUGAGCUUCACUGUUUGGCGAUAGGAGGGAAUCUGGCCUCGGUGCACAGCAUAGACGAGUACAGCUUCAUCCAGGAACUGAUCCGCGAACACACUGAAGGCACUCCUCGUACUUGGAUCGGAGGAUGUGAUGCUGCUCAGGAGGGUCUGUGGUUUUGGAGUGAUGGGUCCAGGUUUGACUUCACUACCUGGUCUCCUGGUCAGCCUGAUAACCAUGGUGGACAGGAGCAUUGUGUGGAAAUGAAUACUGCAGGUACAGUCACCACUAUUCAAAUAAUAUUUCUGCUACAAUGAAAAUCUUGAAUCCCUUGAAAUCAAUUACAUAUACAUAAUUAUAUAUACACAUACAAAAAUUCAAGUCAUAAUCAUGGUAUGGUAAUUAUGGUAAUUAUGGUAUCACCACCAUCAGUUUUGCAUUGCAUUACUGUUCCACAGUGCCAACUGCAGCCCAAAAUGACAUAUUGUUUUAAAAUCAACCUUUUUUUCUUAGAUCCACUGCUCUGGAAUGA